Molecule: messenger RNA, 1680 nt
Organism: Ilex paraguariensis (yerba mate)
Lineage: Eukaryota; Viridiplantae; Streptophyta; Magnoliopsida; Aquifoliales; Aquifoliaceae
Source: the annotation of a GenBank genome assembly
AUGGAUUUAUGGGUUGUUGCAGCAGCUGCGGGAGCUGGGUAUUUAGCCAAGUACCGGCAAAACCUAUCAGGUGAAAAAGAUGGAUUGCCGGAGACUUCUUCCUGGAAUUCGAUUCACCGGCGGCAGUCAGAGUCCCCGGCCAGUAAUUUGCUGCAGCAAAUGCGGGACUCAACCUGUCCAUUGCGCAGAUUGGCACGGAAAAGCUUUGAUAGAGAUAUUUCAGAGAGGGGUGAUAGUGGUGAAGCUUCAGAAGGAGUAGCCUCUACUAGUGGAAGGGAAUGGUUUCAAGAGAGAAUCAAUGAAAAGAGUGAGUUUUUCAACACCUCUGGUAAUGUACUAUAUGAAUCUAAGACUGAAGAAAUUAGUGCCUUCCAUGGUGAUGGUAGGAUUAGGAGGAUGACAAGGUCUCUCAGAAGUAGGUCUAGUGGUUAUUCUGUAAGGCCAUCAACUUCUUUAGAAAGUUGCCUCGUGGCUCAGCUGUAUAGAGAGCACGAAAAGAAAGAAGAACAUGUUUUCAGUUCUCUUCCAUCACCAUCUACUAAUUCCAAUAGGCCUUUGUUGUUAACUGAUGGGAGACAAAAAAUUAGCAGAACUAGUAAUGAUUUAUUUGGUGCAAGUUUGGACAGUGGGGAAGAUAAGCUUCAGAGGGAAAAUGGUGUCUUCUUGGAGGAAAAUGAUGCAUUGAUGGGACCUCCAACCCUUGGGCAAAUUGGAUUGAUGGAUCUCCCAAGGAAACAAAGGCAGAGGCAUGACAAGAGCCGGCAGAGCAGUUACAGCACUGAGCUAUCUGGCAAAUCAUUCCUUUCACAAGGACUGUCCAAUGGAAUGCUUCUGUUCUUUAUUGGGAUCACUAUUGGCAUUGUGUCAGCCACUGUGUCAAAUAAAAGAGAAAUGGAUAAGCUAAAUGAGUCACUGAAACAAGCAGAGAAUUUGGUUCAUGAUUUACAUGAGGAACUUGAGAUGAAAGAUGUGCUAACUGUGAAGGAACUAGCCAAUGAGGGUCAUCAAUUUCCAAAAAUAAAAAGUCGCUCCUUGUUGAAUAAGGAGGAAGUCAUAUCAUCCUCCGAACAAUUGGAUGAAUCUUCCAAAUACGAUAGCAAAAAGUCGAAUGACCAGGACGCUGAGUUGAUGAGUAAAAUUGAGGCAGAGCUUGAAGCAGAACUGGAGAGGCUUGGAUUAAACAUGAAAACGUCUAGUCUGGAAAGAAUAGCGGAUAUUGUUGAGCUUGAUCCAGACUUUGAAGCAGACAUUAGUCAAGGAGACUUGAAACUAGAUGUCACCAACGGGUUACAUGGCGGCCUAUCUGAUUCAGACCAUGACACAAGUGAGACUAGCACCAAUCACACCCGAGAAAACCACGCAGUUUCGCCUCGGGAGCUAAGCUUGCGUCUUCAUGAGGAGCUAAGCUUGCGUCUUCAUGAGGUAAUUGAAUCAAGGCUUGAAGCACAAAUUAAGGAGCUUGAGACAGCCCUACAAGACACCCAAAAGAGGAUGCAUUCCCUCGGGUCGCAACACACCCUCUCUUGGAGGGGAUUUGGCUCUGGCGAAGCAGAAUCUUCGUCUACUCCAGAAAGUCCAAGCUUUAUAAUCAAAGGCAGUGACAUAGACAGGCCCUUGGUGAUCGAUUUGUCCGAGAAAGCUCUGGAUGCAAUGAGGAUUGUGGAGGGAGAAUCAGGAUAG